UAUAGAUUAAAGUAACUUUAUAUCAACUAUUUUAAAAGAUAAUUUCACGUAUGAAUGUUUAAAUCAUAUACUUUUUUUUUAUAUCGUUUAAAUCCGCUAUCUUCCUCUUUACUUAUCUGUAAUUUAUUUUCAAAAUUCGCAGUAAAAGUUGCGAGUAAUUUCCACUUGGCGGAGUUACGUUUAGAAAGACGAUUCGGUAGUACAUCUUGUAUCGCGUAUUUCAUGCAUGAUGUAAUGCGAACAUAACCAAGGAAAAAAACUUGCGAAAAAUAUUUACAGUUUACGGAACGAGAUGUAACGGCACGCAUCAUUCCAAUGUUUAUCGUAUCUAUUCGGUGGAUCGUGCGACCUGAAAUGGAAAGUCACGCCGCGCACCAAGUUGGAGCUAGCCGUAGUUUUAAUCGGGAAUCUGCUCCAAAAUCAGAUUUCUAGGAGGGACAAAAAUGGCAAAUGAUGUAAUAAUCAGGGGCAAAGACAGGUUACAAGAGAUUAGUAUGAAAUUGGAGCAAAGUCAUUUGGUAUAUUUGCAAACAGAUGACAGUCCAUUAAAACUACAACAACGACAUAAAUUGGAAGGCUUUAUAAAGGAAUAUCUUUGCCUAGUACCAAAUGAGAAUAAAUAUGUAUUUCAAGAAACAGCAGAUAUUUUGCAUAGAUCAGCAGCGACAGUGACAGAUUUUAGCGGGUAUAGAGCAGCUACUGCUUGGAGCGCAAUUUCCUUAUAUGCAGCUAAUCUUUUGGCACAGCCUUGGCGAAAAGAAUAUAGGACAGUGAGGACAUAUAGCGGUUAUUAUAAGCACGAAGUGGAGGCAAAUUUAAUCGGUGCAGAGUUAAUGUUUGAGCAAAUGGGAUACAAGCAUACUGGUCUGGGUGUAUUAACUUUAGAUGGACCGAUUGAUCCAGAUAAAGUCUCAAAUGUUAGCAGGGAUGCUAUUGUAGCCUUUGUGGAAUGUCAGAUCUUGAAACAAAUAUGGGAAAGUGUAUCACAAAACUACACCAUCUCUUGGUUGGAAGUGCUGGAAUUUCGAGAAAAUCAUGUCGGUACGCCGGAGCAAGCGAUCCGAGCAUUAAAUUAUCGUUUCCUUGAGAAGGUACAUCAAAACCGCUGCGCGAAAAUCGACAGUUACAAAGAUAUUUACUAUCCACAGCAAACGAGUGUGGAAACUGUGCCGUUGCCUCUAGCCUAUCAUCACCCUGUCAUGCAUGCCAAUUAUAAUGCAAUGAUGCCGUCAGUUUGUCAAACGGCAGACUAUCGGUGUAUCGAGGACGCGACAAAUGUGGCAGUACCGGCCAAUUAUCGAUACUAUCAACCUAUCGAUCACAGUUUUGUCAAUUGUUGCAAUAGCUAUAGCUGCCUACCAUCUCACGGGAAUAAAUUCUACGGUAAUGCUGCGCAAUCGAAUCCGUAUUGUGCCACAUUACCGGCGUACGCGGCCCGAGUACCAACCGGUAGAUUGAUUGAACUCGAUGUGCCGGCAUCCGUUGCGAAUUACACGGAUAAGUCACACGCUCUCCGCAAACCUACGUCCCAUCGGAUAUCAGACUUGGACGAGAUGGACUUCUGCAGACGGCAGACUUCGAGCGACGGGGAUCAUCAUGAAUACGAUAAAAAUGAUAAAAGGCAAAUCGCCAGCAAGUUGAAUUCCAGCGUUGGUAAGGACGGUUACGAUACUUGGGAUUUUGUGUACAAAAAUCUUGAGAGUUUAGGCUAUUACAAGGAUCUCGACGAUCGAGACGUGUUGCAAUAUAAGAAGGAGCUGGAUCCCAUUCGCACGUUCAAACAUAAGACGCUUAGACAAACGGAGAAUGAGGACAAAUAUAGCGCGCAUAGAUUCGAAAAGAGAAGAACCAACGGUAGGACCGAAGCGAAUGAGAUUGACUCGUCCGAGAUAAAUGGUAAAAGUCAUCAUGAUAUUCUGCCCUUCAAGAAGAAGUCCUCAUCCUUUGAUUUGUCAGACUCGAAUAGAUACAGUACUGAAACAUAUAACAGAGACAAAAGGUAUAACAGUCAAACUCUACCGAUUCCGCGUACGCACAAAUCUUCGGAUCAGAUAGCAAAAAUUGCGGAUUCGCUCAAGAAUCUUGAUGUUCCGCGAUUAAGCAAAGGAGAGAAUGAAGAGGAAAAGGCGGAUAAUAAAAAGAGAUGGAAUUGUGCAACAUGCACGUAUUUAAAUACACCCGAUCGAGAUAUUUGUGAAAUGUGCGCCAAAUCGAGAUGCAAAGGGAAUGAAGAUAAACCGCUCGCCAGUGGUGGUAAAGAAUGCCCGCAAUGCACGCUAGUGAACGAAAAGAUGCUUCUAUCUGUGAUGCUUGCCAUACAAGUUUAAAGGAUUCCCCGACAUACAUAUAGACAGACUAAAAAAGAUAGAGAGAGAACGACUCUUCGUGAAAGAGAAAAGGAAUUCUCGUAUAUUUCUCCCAAAGGUUUGCACAAAAGUAUUGCAUGUAAGAUAUAGAAUCUUUGAACGAAUAAGUUGUAAGUGAAUCUUUUUUCCAACGACCUAAAAAGAGAAACAUGAAUACAGAAAACUUAAAGGCAUAUAAUAUAUAUUAAUGACAUGUAUAAAGAAGAGAAAGCUCUAUUUCUUUAAAAUUUAUCUCAUGCAGGAUAAGGGGCUUGUAUUAAACUUUCUUAGUAUUAUUAAUAUUGUUAUGUUGUGUGGCCUAUUAAAUGAGUGUUGAGUAGGCACUGAAAUCGUGUGCAUCACUAUUAUUAUAGCAAUCGACGAAACUUAUCGUUAAACAAUAAAAUUUAAUUAGAUAUUUGGCCAAAGCUCAUAAAACACUGAGAUUAAUUAAGAAAUGCGCAAAACGCUGAGAUUAAUUAAGAAAUGCGCAAAACGCUAAAAUGUUACUUAUUAAAAAAAUAUGUUUGUUUCUUAUAUGCAUAUAUAAAAUUUUUGUGCAAUUUAUUUCUUAAAUUAAAUUGUCAUAUUUGAGACUUAAGGUAAAAUUCAUGAAUAGAUCAAUUUAAUAUAAUUAUUUUUAAAAAAGAGCAUUGAAAUGAAUUGAAAAAUUACAUAUACUGUUACUAUAAUAAAUAAAUUUUAUAUAGCUACUGUACAAUAAAAUUAUUUAAAAUUCGUCAUGCUUAAAAGAAAAAGAGAGAACUCUUUUACAGUUUGGAAAUAGUAAUCUAUGCAAUGUUAUAAACUAAAAGAUUGUUUUUUGACAAUAUCUCUAAGAGCAAAUUUGACAAAAUACAAAAAAAGAUGUUAGACUGCGCUCUUUAUCCUCCCCUCCCCUUCUUCCCAGAACGUAUUAUGUAUAAAAUUAUUGCACUAUUAGUUGUGGAUUGUUAUUAUAAUUAAUAUAAUAAUACAAAUGUUCCGCCAUAUUAUUACAAAAAAAUAUUAUAAAUGUAACAAGGAUAUGAAACAUGAUAGAAAAAAAUGUGUGAAUCCUAUAAUUUGAUGAAAUUUUAUAAUAUCUACAACUAUAUUAAAACUGAAUGGAAGCAGCUAUUUAUUUAUUAAAAAAAAAACAGUUAUCACACAAAUAUUUAUUCAUACAUUCCUUAUUCAUUGAACUGUUAAAAAAUGCGAUCUACUUAUUCUACAUAUCUUUUGUUAACAUAUCUUUGUAGCGUAUAUGUUUUACUCUUUAUUUAGUUUGUUUUAUAGAUAUGUAUUAUUGUUGGAGAUAUACUUUUAUAUGUAAGAUAUAUAUGUGCAAAAUGCUGUCUUUCCACAGUUUAUCAAUGUUGCAUAAAACGAUAUUAUGUACGUAUAUACAUAGCCAAUUAGCUUGAUGUAAAAUGUUUUAGAAAAGAUAAUGGAAUUUCGCUCAACAAAGAAUCUAACAAUGCUUGUGCUACUGUACUUUAAUUUAUAUAAAAUUUUUAUUGUGUGACUGUACUGAUUUAGCCUAAUUCACAUAAUAUAAUAUGUCAAAAAAAUAGAAAAAUAAGAAAAAUGAUUUAUACUA
Cataglyphis hispanica is the source of this 3927-nucleotide messenger RNA. RefSeq names its product protein tamozhennic (gene tamo). NCBI's taxonomy places the organism in Eukaryota, Metazoa, Arthropoda, Insecta, Hymenoptera, Formicidae. Gene Ontology annotation, cellular component: cytoplasm. The record is from RefSeq and is a predicted model, not a curated record.